Messenger RNA from Drosophila navojoa, 1758 nucleotides. Its product is annotated as xaa-Pro aminopeptidase 3. Lineage: Eukaryota; Metazoa; Arthropoda; Insecta; Diptera; Drosophilidae. The record is from RefSeq and is a predicted model, not a curated record. Gene Ontology annotation, cellular component: mitochondrion.
CAAAAUUGAAAGGUUUCCGACCCUGGGUCAAUUUUUUGUUGCCGCAGAGUCAACUUUGUAAUGAAAAAAUUUGCGAACUUAUGCAAUCGGCGCCUCCGCCGGUGCCGGCUCCGGCUCCCGUGCCUGCACCGGAACCAGCUCCUAUCUUGGCCCCUGCACCAGCACCUGCCCCAGCUCCAGCUCCGCCGCUAGAGCCCGCCAGCGUGGAAGAUUCGGAAUUCGCUAAGAUGAUGAAUCCGCUUUCGGUGGCUGAGCUGCGGCAACGCCAGCCCCCGAUCAAAUGGCGAACUGGCGACUAUACGAAAGACGAUCCGAAUCGUGUAGAGGUGAUGAUAUCAAAGGAGGUCGCCCAUCAUCGCUGGGCCGUCAUGGACAGACUGAGCCAUUCGGAGCGCAGGCGUGGCAACACCCAUGCCCUGAUCGUAGCGGGCGUCAGAUCCAUUUAUGGUCAGCCGGUUCGACAGCUGGCCGAAUUCGCCUAUCUCUGCGAUUGCCUGCUGCCCGACAUGGUGCUCGUGCUGCUGCGUAAUCGCCUGAUGGAGCUGCGCGCAAUACUCUUCCAGCCGGAGGAGCGAGAGUAUAUAGAUCCUACGCUGACGACAUACGCCUGCCAGCGCUUCAAUGUGGACAAGGUGCUGCCGAUGUCGGCCUUCAAGGAGACGUUGUACCGCAAGCUUCACAAUAUUAGCGCCAAAUUGUGGUACACCAAGGAUGCGAGUCGAUUGACUCAGAUUGUCAAGGAGCUGGCCUACGACCUCAAGCUGAACAUCGAUUGUCCCCGCCACAUGAUGCAGUGCGUGCGCAGCGUUAAAACGAAGCGGGAGCUGACUGCCAUACGGCGGGCCAACUGGAUAGCUUCCGAAUCGAUGCAGGAGGUGAUUAUGGAGCAUGAGGCCUACCAGGGCAAACACGAAAUUGGUUUGCUCUUCGAUGAGAAGUGUCGCCAGCGCUACGCCUACCAGGAGCUGCCCUAUGCACCGAAGCUGACGGCCGGCCUGGGCAAUGUGUGGCUAAUGGACGGAGCCUGUCAAUACGCGGGCUACCACGGGGGCUUGGCCAGAUACUGGCCCAUCCUAGGACGCUUCUCGCCACCGCAGAAGGUGCUCUACAACAUGCUGCUCGAGAUCCGCUCCAAGCUGUGCCUGCUGAUGAGCAACAAGAGGAGCAUUGUGCGCACACCCCGGGAACUGCACGCCACCUUCCUCAUCCUGCUGGCAGCUCAUCUGCAGAAGAUGCGUGUGCUGCCGGACAACCUGAUGCGUCGGCCGGGCAGCUACAAGUCCGUAACUCGUUUCACUUGCUUCUCCACGCUCAUCAAGCAUGUGGGCCUGGACUGCGAGAUCAAUCAGGACCAAAUGCUCAACUAUAAGCUGAUGCCCGGCAACGUCAUCUCGCUGCAGCUGUCGGUCGUUAUACCGAGUGACUGUCUGCAAGCCUAUCCGGAAUUCCGUGGCCUCGUCUGCAUCCUCAACGAUUGUGUUCACAUCAAAGACAAUCACGAUGUGGAACUGCUCACCGACGGCUGUGUGUCCAUUGCCCGCGACGUGGAGGAGCUGCGCGACAGUAGCAAACGUUCCAAGCUGGCCAACUGAAAGAACGAUUUAUCAAUAAUUUCCAAAUUGCGUAUCGGCCUGUUUUGUACAGAAGUGUAUUGUAUAUAUAUAUAACGUAUGCAUGUAUAUUGCGACUUGAACCGUUUUAGGACAAGCUUACGUGCUGUAAAUUAAAUAUUGUGUUUACCUUUUCCAGAUACAGAAA